CUCUCUCCCAGCCCCUCGGCCUCGAACCUGCACCCAUCCGACCGACAAGCUCAGUGUGUGCCAGUCAUUCAAACGGUUUCUGAAUACCUGUGGUAUGUCAUGUUUUUUGCUUAGUUGUUAUCGCUUUCUUCCAAGAUCCGCACACAUUCACCAAAGAUCCCUUUACCCCUUGUCCCUUCGUGAUCCUACAGAAAUGGCCCCUCCUACGACCUGGAUUACCUGGACCUUGGUCUAAAUGCGGGCCACAUCCGUCUUGAGCCUUGACUUCCAACUCGUCCGACCCAUGUCGGGUGAGACGAAAGCGAAUUCAACAACAUGGGUGUGUUUGGGUGGGUGGUGAACACUGCCCACACACAUGGUUCCGAAAUCUGGAUGUUAAGGGACGAAGAGACAUGCACAGAGAUGAUGUGUGUGCUGCGACGCGAAUUUGUCCAGGGCGGCAGAAUGCCGAGCGAGGCAUCGGAUUGCAGACUUAUCUCAUUGAGACGUGUCUCGCCAAUUCCACACCGACUACUCGAUUGAAUGACGGCCCUUCACCUGCACCACAAAGCUACACCACCGAGCGACACCAGCUGUUUGCCCGAAUCAGCAGUCCACCUAUCACGCCUAUUACUGUCUCUAUCUAUUCAAGAGCAAUUGUUCUCAGCUUCACUGGUUCGAUUCAUAUUCUCACCUCUGCACACCGUCUCUGCUUCCGCUCUAUACCACAGCAUCCCCUGGAAGGCAUACCUCUGUACCUGGACUCGGCGUCUAUCGCGGCAGCUUCCUUCAGAAGGACCUCUUCUUCUGGUCUACCUGUCUCGGUGCCCUACUUGCCCUCCACAUUUCUUGCAUCAAAAACCAAUUUCCGAGGCGAUCAGACGACGCAACCCAUUCCAACACCAGGCGUGCUCAACCACGCUACCACAUUCCCAUCUAGACCCUCGUUCUCCAUGGUCUCCCAAAAUCUACAUUCUCGCCUUUCACCCGCUUAUUGCCAUUCUUGCUGGCGAAGUUUCGCUAAUCUUACGUUGCCACACAGUCAACAGUCGCUACACCAAUAGCACGACCGUCAUACCCCUGCCGUGUCUAUUUCACCUUCACAACCCCGCAGGACCUCCGCAAGGUACAUCGAUCCAGC
Messenger RNA from Aaosphaeria arxii CBS 175.79, 1120 nucleotides. RefSeq lists its product as uncharacterized. The coding region runs from base 393 to 1043 and encodes 216 amino acids. The transcript has a single exon. The record is from RefSeq and is a predicted model, not a curated record. Lineage: Eukaryota; Fungi; Ascomycota; Dothideomycetes; Pleosporales.